AUGCGAGAGCCAAAAUGGCUGCAAAAGAUUUCAUGGUAGCUGUCAUUGUGUUGCUAACUCUAUCAUGCGGCUAUGCAACGAAAAGGUCUUUUACAACUAGACCACCCCCAACACAGCCAGGCGUAUGUGCAUCCAGUCCUUGCAUACACGGACAAUGUCAACCAUACCCGGCUAUGAACACAUACAUUUGUAAAUGUAUACAUGGUGCAACUGGAAGGAACUGCGAGAAAGAAAUUGACAUGUGCCUGCUCAACCCAUGUGUGUUUGGCACGUGCUCUGGUCAUGGGAUAAACUUCACAUGCACAUGUGACAAAGGAUACACCGGGAAAUUAUGCAAUAAGGAAAUAGAGAUGUGUUUAUUCAAUCCAUGCGCAUUUGGUACAUGUUCCGGCCAUGGACUGCAUUAUACAUGCACAUGCGAUAAAGGAUGGACAGGGAAGCUUUGCGAUUCACAAGUUCAACAGAUUAAUGGGGGAUGGACGUCUUGGACGACAUGGAGUACCUGUACACGAACUUGCGGCACAGGCCACUCAAGUAGAACACGAUCCUGUGCUAAUCCUGUGCCACAAAACAAUGGAGCUCAGUGUCCUGGCUCAGCUACAGAUACUCAAAGCUGCAACACUAACCUAUGUCCAAUUAAUGGGGGAUGGACAUCGUGGACGUUAUGGAGCACAUGUUCACGCACCUGUGGCACCGGAAGCUCGAGCAGAACUCGUUCUUGCACUAAUCCAGCACCAAAACACAAUGGGGCACAGUGUUUUGGACCAGCUUAUGACACAAAGACUUGCAGCCACAAUUCUUGUCAAGUUGACGGAGGAUGGACGUCAUGGACGAGAUGGAGUACCUGCUCAAGCACGUGCGGCACUGGGACUUCGACCAGAACACGAUCUUGCACUAAUCCAGCGCCAAGUAAUAACGGAUGGCAGUGUUAUGGACCAGCUACCGAUAUGACCACUUGUAACUCUAAUCCUUGCCCUGUAACUGUUAACGUGGGAUGGACUCAUUGGGCAAGGUGGAGCAGCUGCUCUUUAACGUGUGGUUCGGGAAUUAGAUACAGAUCAAGGUAUUGCACAAAUCCAACUCCAAGGAAUCAAGGUGCCGGUUGCUCGGGGUUUUCUACAGACACAGAGCAAUGCAAUACAAAGGCGUGCCAUGCAAGAUGUGACGUGGCAAUGAUAGAACGACACAUAAGAGAGCGUACGGUUGCUGUUCAUCCUGAUGCCAAAAUUUGUCAAGGAAAGCACGCAUGUAAUGAGGCUUUAUUGUUAGAAGCUUGUACACUUCCUAGCAAUGACAUGAACAGAUGGAAGCCAAAUCUGAAGGUCAUGGAUCAUUGUUCAAGUCUUCAAAGAGGUGUACCAAUUGCCGAAUUCAGCCAUGGUAACAACUUAAUUAGCAGUUUGAUUGCAGUGUUUUGGUCCUGUAAGGGGAACUCCUGGGAGGUUGCGAUUCAGAUGCUAGGUUAUGAUGUACUGAUUACAAAUGGAACUGCGCCGCCAUUCAAUCCGGAGUGGGUUUAUACUUUGAAAUAAAAACAUAAGAUGUUUGCUUGUAUUCUGUAUGGCUAUAUUAAAAUAUACUGAAGG
Messenger RNA from Mercenaria mercenaria, 1586 nucleotides. RefSeq names its product hemicentin-1-like. Gene Ontology annotation, molecular function: calcium ion binding. NCBI's taxonomy places the organism in Eukaryota, Metazoa, Mollusca, Bivalvia, Venerida, Veneridae. The transcript is spliced from 12 exons. Bases 15 to 1532 code for a protein of 505 amino acids. The record is from RefSeq and is a predicted model, not a curated record.